AAAAAGGUAUGGCACUCUUCAGAGGUAGGGGAGUGGAGGAGAUUACAGACCAAAAGUGAAGUUAGCAGCAGUAUGUUUGCAAACUGAGGUGUAGUCUGCCGGUAUAUAGAAAAGCUUCUUCAAUUCUACUUACAUAAGUGGGCGAGUAAGACUUUUCAAAAAUGCGUGAGUGUAUUUCCAUUCACAUUGGCCAGGCUGGAACCCAGAUUGGCAAUGCAUGCUGGGAGCUCUUCUGUCUGGAGCACGGUAUACAGCCAGAUGGUCUGAUGCCAAGUGACAAGACCACUGCAGUCGGUGAUGACUCCUGUACCACAUUCUUCAGUGAGACGGGAGCUGGCAAACAUGUUCCCAGAGCCAUCUUUUUUGACUUGGAGCCUACUGUCAUAGAUGAAGUUCGCUCUGGAACGUACCGCCAGCUCUUCCACCCUGAACAACUGAUAACUGGGAAGGAAGACGCCUCCAACAACUACGCCCGUGGCCACUACACCAUAGGGAAGGAGUUCAUUGAUCUGGUUCUCGACAGGACACGAAAACUGGCUGAUCAGUGUAAUGGACUCCAAGGUUUCCUAAUAAUACACUCCUUCGGUGGAGGAACUGGCUCAGGUUUCACCUCCUUACUGAUGGAGCGUCUCUCUGUCGAAUACGGGAAAAAGUCCAAGCUGGAGUUUGCUGUUUACCCUGCACCUCAGGUGUCCACUGCUGUGGUGGAGCCAUAUAACUCCAUCUUGACCACUCACACCACCCUGGAGCACUCUGACUGUGCCUUCAUGGUGGACAAUGAGGCCAUAUAUGACAUCUGCCUACGAAAUCUGGAUAUUGAACGACCCACCUACAGCAACCUGAAUCGUCUUAUUGGUCAAAUUGUCUCCUCCAUCACUGCCUCACUGCGCUUUGAUGGAGCCCUGAAUGUGGAUCUGACAGAGUUCCAAACCAAUCUGGUUCCAUAUCCACGUAUCCACUUCCCAAUGGCCACUUAUGCCCCGGUCAUCUCUGCAGAGAAGGCUUACCAUGAGCAGCUGUCAGUGGCAGACAUCACCAAUGCCUGUUUUGAGCCAUCAAAUCAGAUGGUGAAAUGUGACCCUCGCCAUGGGAAGUACAUGGCAUGUUGCCUACUGUACCGCGGCGACGUGGUGCCCAAAGACGUCAAUGCGGCAAUUGCCAGCAUCAAGACCAAACGCACCAUUCAGUUUGUAGACUGGUGUCCCACUGGCUUCAAGGUUGGGGUCAACUACCAACCGCCCACUGUGGUUCCUGGAGGAGACUUGGCCAAAGUGCAGCGAGCUGUGUGCAUGCUGAGCAACACCACAGCCAUUGCUGAGGCCUGGGCUCGACUGGACCACAAGUUCGACCUCAUGUAUGCCAAGAGGGCCUUUGUUCAUUGGUAUGUGGGCGAGGGAAUGGAGGAGGGAGAGUUCACCGAGGCUCGUGAAGACAUGUCUGCGCUGGAGAAGGACUACGAGGAGGUGGGAACUGAUAGCGUAGAGGAUGAAGGAGAGGACGAGGGGGAAGAAUAUUAAGCUUGAGGAGCUUCUCUAAUGUCAGUUCGGGUUUAUUGUAUAUACACUAGUCAACAGUUGGGGUGUGUUUUUUUUUAUUUUCACUAAUUUCUCCAAUAAUACCAACAGAAGACAUCAAAUAUAUGAGGCUGGAAAGAAAAGAUAUUUCAUAACUAAAUAUUUUUAAAAACAUUUUAGAUGACUCAAAGGAGCAACCCUCUGCAAAUCCUUGGCCUUCUCAAUGAGCGUCAUGGUGUGAUCAACUGUUGGAAAACCAUUUUAGGCCAGUUUAGCUCAGCGAAAGAACACCAGUGGUGUACAAAUAAGACAGCAUAGUAGCCAUUUCAAAGAACCCAAAAUAUAAAACAUGUUUUGCAAUUUCACCCUUUUUUUGUUGACAUAAUUCCAUAGGUGGCGGUAGAUAUUGUAUAUUAAUGAUAUUUGUGAGGUGAACAAAUUAGCCAUGUGUUGUUUGCAGACAAACUCAUUUUAUCUACAUUGGAGAAGAUCUGAAAAUAUUAAUUGAGAACGCUGAAAAGGGGAAGACGUUCCAAAGCAAUACAAGACCACUGCCUCUGCUACAGAUGAAGGCUAUUAGAAUAAUGCAUAAGGCCAAGAGACAAGAGUCUGCUACUGGAUCAUCUACAGAAACUGUUUCAAAUAACUCCAGAUGAAGAAGAAGAGGGGGCUUCUACCAACCAAAAUGUACACCGCAAUAGUGGGAGUAAAAUGUUGAAGUCACUGACAAAAGAAAUGAAAAACCUACACAACAUGAUGCCUUUCAAGAAAAUGGAUCUGACACAGAUACUGCUAGAUAACUGGAGACGAAACUUCAAAGAUAAAAAAUAAAUGCCUUGCAAGCAUGUUGAGCAGGUUUUUCAUUUCCUUUGUCAGUGAGUGGUACAUGUGUCUCAGUGUGGUUCUACAAUAUGCUUGGAAGAAGUUCCCUCUUCUUCUCUGCUCCUCCUCAACUGGAGUUGGUUUCUUCUUAGGAGAUGAUUCUGGCUCUAAACAUGACGAGGUAGUGUUUGUCUCCUAAUAGCUCCUAAUACUUCAGUGCUAAUAGCCUUCUUUAUCAUAAUACCACACAAAUACACAAAAGUGACUGGAAGAAUAAACUGACACAAACAAAAGAGACUGACAGGACCACAGAAAUGAUCACAAAAGACAGAUACCAUCUUACACACAACCACAAUUCAGAAAAACAAGGAAAAGUGUUAAUAAGGGGCUGUAAUUAUAAGAUCUGUUCUUCAUUCUUCACUGCUCCUUUUCAACAUCAGUACAAUGUAAAAACAAUUAUUCAACGAAUUGUUUGCAAUGCAACAAUUGUGUGUUGAAUCAUGUGCCGUAAUAGUUAUAUAAUGGCAUUUAUAACGUAUUAGAGACUGAAAAAACAAUUUGUCUAUUUGUUGUCUGUAACAUAGUUUGCUCUUAAAAUAAAAGCAUUUCAGCAGUACAGUUUACUUCUCA
Messenger RNA from Synchiropus splendidus (mandarinfish), 2966 nucleotides. Its product is annotated as tubulin alpha-1A chain-like. Gene Ontology annotation, cellular component: cytoplasm; microtubule. Bases 162 to 1517 code for a protein of 451 amino acids. The record is from RefSeq and is a predicted model, not a curated record. The transcript has 4 exons. NCBI's taxonomy places the organism in Eukaryota, Metazoa, Chordata, Actinopteri, Syngnathiformes, Callionymidae. Gene Ontology annotation, biological process: microtubule cytoskeleton organization; mitotic cell cycle. Gene Ontology annotation, molecular function: structural constituent of cytoskeleton; GTP binding.